AUGAAUUCAGAAUAUAAAAAUAAUAAUAGUGAUCAUUGUCCUAAGAGAACCUAUUGUGACUCAAACAAUGAUAAUAAUAAUCAUUUAUUUUUAGAUAAUAUUCAAGAGAGAAAAUCAAUUAAAAUAACAAAUAAUAAUGAUGAUGAUGAUGAGUUAGAGAUAUUAGUAAAGGAACUUGAAUCUACGGAUUUCGAGGAUGAAAACUCUAUACUCAAUAUGAUAUUGAUUUAUCAUUUCUAUUUUCGGUUAAUCGAUUUUCAAUGCGAAGUAGUUUGUAAAUGGAGAUCGAAAUGUGUUCAAUACUUUAAUAGCUAUCAUCAUAACAAACAGAUUCAUUAUUACCAUGAGAUUAGCUAUGUUCAUUUCAUUGUCAGUGUAUUCUUUGAUCGAUCUAACGAUGUAUUCAAUAAGAUGACCGACUUAUCAAUAAGUGACUAUCAACCAGUGGUAAUCGAUAUUCAUAAUAGAAUUAUAAAUCAUAAAGAUUUUGAUCUAUGGUUUAAAACAUUACAUCAAGAUGAUAUUGAACAAUUAAAAUACAGAAUCAAGACAUACAACGAUGUUUGUUAUUUUAAUAAGAUUGAAGUUACAGAUAAUUUCAAUUAUGAUCAUCUUUAUAAAUUGGUUUAUGAAAAUAAUAAUAAUACUAAUAAUAAUAUAGAUAAUAAUAAUAAUAAUAAUAAUAAUAAUAAUAAUAAUAAAGAAAUAAUUUUAGAUUCAUCAAAAUCAAACUAUUUACCUGACAUCAUUAUAUCCAAAAUAUUUUGGUUUUCAUUGGAUUUUCAAUUAUAUCAUAGUAGUAGAUUUAAAGAUAAUAUUAGCCAAUCAAUGGAUAUAUACUCUGGAAAACAAAUACUAUUCUAUGCAAUGGGGGAGACAUUCCUUUUGGAGUCGGACGAGUUGGAUCAAGCCAAUCAAGAUGAUCUCGUCUCGAGAAGAUACAUCUACAAUGAAUCGAUCAUGAAAUGCGAUCUAGAAUACCGAGAGUUGGUAACCGAUCAUUGGUAUUUAGUGUAUCCUCCACCUAUGCCAAGUCUCAAGCGUAUCGAUGUUCGUUGUUACAUGGGUUAUACAAAGAACUACAGUAGUUUACUCAUUGAUAUCAUCGAGAGUCUUGGCAGCAAUGUCAAUGGGUGUGGUCUCGAACACUUCACAAUCCGCAUUACCAAAGACUAUGAAAGAAAUCCAGAACAAAACAAGAUUAAAUUUCUCACACAUCUAGUGAGAAAACAUCGCAAGACAUUGAAAUCAGUCAGUCUUCACUAUGAAUCGAUGUCAGAAGAAGACUUUGAAACUCUUUUCCUCACAUUAAGAGAGAUACUACCAAACCUUUUACGAUUUAAAAUUCAAUUGGGUAUAAAAGUAGAACAAAGAAUUCCAAACAACUACAAAUUCAUCAGAGAUUGUAAAGAUGAGUUAGAUACAAUUGCUUCUCAAUAUCUAUUGGAUCUAACAGAGAAAUUUAAUCAAGACCGGAAAAGCAAUAAGGAUUCUAAUUUAUUAUUUGCAAAGACAAUUAGAUUUAGAAGAUACAUUAGAAAGGACAAUAAUUAA
Messenger RNA from Heterostelium album PN500, 1554 nucleotides. RefSeq lists its product as uncharacterized. The coding region runs from base 1 to 1554 and encodes 517 amino acids. Lineage: Eukaryota; Evosea; Eumycetozoa; Acytosteliales; Acytosteliaceae. The record is from RefSeq and is a predicted model, not a curated record. The transcript has 3 exons.